AUGUCGAGAUCAUUCAACGGCUGCACAAGAUGUAAAGCACGGCGCCAAAAAUGUGACGAGCAGAGACCGACAUGCGGCCGCUGCUCGACCGCAGGCGUGCAGUGCAAAUAUGCAAUGCAGCUGCAGUGGGGAGGGCGGGCUUUUUCACGAUCGCGAUUCGGUGCCUGCGUGGGCACCGGCGGCAUGCAAAGACUGGAAUACUCACCUGGAGAAUUUAUCUACACCACAAAAUCCAAGUCCAAAUCGGCCCAGGCCCCAUCAUCAGAUCUCGCUUUAACACCACCCGUCGAUCCCUUCUCGUCCCUAUCGCCUGAUCAGAGAGCGCUGCUCCACCAUUUUAUCAAUGAUGCGUCCCAAAUUACGGCAUGCCACUCCGGUAUGCAGCAGGAUAUCUGCCGCAUGCUCGUGCCCAUGGCAUUACAAACUCCAUCUUUACUCCACGCCACCACUGCACUUUCAGCGAUCCAUCUACAAGCUCUACAUAAUCAGUCCGAGAACGUGAAAACCGCACCCGAUAUAGCCCGGUACAUGGCACUGAGCUUGGAACAUUUCCGCCAGGAAUUACAAGAUCCCUCGGCCAAGGGUUCGGAGGCGCUGGUGGCGACUGCCCGGACACUCUGCCUAGCAGAGAUUCACUCUGGCGCAAUCAACCCAAACUCAUGGAGAGCGCACGUUGAAGGCGCAAGAGCCUUGAUGAAGACCACAGAUCGAAGCGGGGGAGAGAACUCACUUGCAUCAGCGCACGGGUUCCGCCGGUACUUGGAUCGCUGGUAUUGGUCGAUUGUAUCACUGACAGCGUUGACGGGCAAUGGCCCGCCCAUUGGCGACAAUUCAGACUUUGCCCCCUUUGACAUGUCCAGGCAACAUGAAUCCCCAGACUAUCUAGACGACUACUGGGGAUUCACGGUCGAUCUAGCAGCAGUCUUCCGCCAGAUCGGCGCAGCCGCCUGGCGCAAUCUAGAAGCGGAGAAGCGAGCGCAGGGUUUCGUUGAAGGGGAGAUCGACAGCAAUGUCGAGGACGACGCUGAAUUGCUCGAGAUGUCGGUCCGACAGCUCAUGGACCGGGGCGCUACCUCACCACCUUCGCUUUAUCCUGAUGUGGCGGAGGGCUUGACGGCGGAGAGUAUACAGCAACUUGCGCUCUGUAACGAAGCAUUCCAGCAUAGUGCUCUUAUCCAGAUCCAUCGACGGCUUCGCAAAACACCAACCACUUCGGCCUAUGUACAGCAGUCUGUUCAGCGGAUUUUGGAGUGCACGGCUCAGAUUGGUCCGUCUUCUGGUCUUAGUCCGUGGGUGAUGCUCACGACUCCUAUAUUUAUUGCGGGCUGUGAAGCUCGAGGUGAAGAUCGCGAUACGGUACGGCGGUUAUUGACAUCUUUGCAUGAUACCGUGCGCAUUCCGAAUGUGCUGCAGUCUUUGAAGUUCCUCGAGCAGUACUGGGCAAAUCAGCUCAGCGAGGAUGAGGAUUGGAGUCAUUUUCUUGAUCGUAUGAACUUCGAUUUCAUUCCCUAUUAG
Molecule: messenger RNA, 1515 nt
Organism: Penicillium verhagenii
Lineage: Eukaryota; Fungi; Ascomycota; Eurotiomycetes; Eurotiales; Aspergillaceae
Product: Zn(II)2Cys6 transcription factor
Exons: 3
Coding region: 1-1515 (504 amino acids)
Biological process (GO): positive regulation of transcription by RNA polymerase II
Cellular component (GO): nucleus
Molecular function (GO): DNA-binding transcription factor activity, RNA polymerase II-specific; zinc ion binding; transcription cis-regulatory region binding
Source: RefSeq, a predicted model, not a curated record